GCAGCGCGGAGAGAGGACAUCGGCGAGCGCCUGCCUGCGCGCACGGCUCUGCUCCCGCCGCGCCGCCGGGACCUCCCGUCCCGUUCCGUGCCGUCCUGCCGGCGCUCAGCUGCCGACUGAGCCAUUUACACAUCCUUAUUAUUAAUUUUGUUAUCUCUUUUUUGUUGUUUUUUUUUUUUACUUUUUUUUUAACCUUUCCCCCCCCCCCUUAUUACCUCCCAAAGCCUUUUUUAUUAUUUUUUUCCCCUCUUCGCGGCGAGCGUUGGGAGGCGAAAGGCAAGAGCCGAAGAGGUCGGGAGGGAGAAAGGGGCGGGGAGACGGCGAGGGAGCGGCGGGUGUCGGUGUGGGAAGGCGGGGACGCGGCUCCCCCGGCCCGACCUCGGACCAUGUAUCAGGACUACCCCGGGAACUUCGACACCUCCUCCAGAGGCAGCAGCGGCUCCCCAGGACACCCCGAGACCUACUCGAGCGGCGCAGCCCAGCAGAAAUUUCGAGUAGAUAUGCCAGGAUCAGGCAGUGCUUUUAUCCCUACGAUCAACGCCAUCACAACCAGCCAAGACCUGCAGUGGAUGGUCCAGCCCACCGUCAUCACCUCCAUGUCAAGCCCUUACUCUCGUUCGCACCCCUACAGCCACCCGCUGCCCCCGCUCUCUUCAGUGGCCGGACACACAGCCCUUCAGCGUCCUGGUGUCAUCAAAACCAUCGGGACAACAGUGGGACGGAGACGAAGAGACGAGCAGCUGUCGCCUGAGGAAGAAGAGAAGCGAAGGAUCCGGAGAGAGAGGAACAAAUUGGCAGCUGCUAAGUGUCGUAACAGGCGUCGAGAGCUAACAGAGAAACUCCAGGCGGAAACUGAAGUGCUAGAGGAGGAGAAGUCAGUGCUGCAAAAGGAGAUUGCUGAGCUCCAGAAGGAGAAGGAGAAGCUGGAGUUUAUGCUGGUGGCUCACAGCCCUGUGUGCAAAAUCAGCCCCGAGGAACGUCGGAGCCCACCAUCGAGCAGCCUCCAGAGCGUUCGGACUGGAACAAGUGGAGCAGUGGUGGUGAAGCAGGAGCCUGUGGAAGAAGAGAUCCCAUCUUCCUCUUUAGUCCUUGACAAAGCCCAGAGGUCUGUCAUUAAGCCCAUCAGCAUUGCUGGAGGUUUUUAUGGGGAGGAGGCACUCAACACUCCCAUCGUGGUGACCUCAACACCAGCCAUCACUCCUGGCUCCUCCAACUUGGUGUUCACCUACCCCAACGUGUUAGAUCAGGAGUCUCCUCUCUCCCCUUCUGAGUCCUGCUCCAAAGCUCACCGGAGGAGCAGCAGCAGCGGGGACCAGUCCUCAGAUUCCUUGAACUCUCCCACCUUGCUGGCAUUGUAAUCCCCCUGCAGUCCCCCAUUUUGCCAGUGUGUUACAUCCACCCACAAUACCAUGGGGGAGCCCCCCUCCAUGGGAUUAGAGACAGGCACAGGAUCGUUCAAGCACAAGGGCAGCAAGAACAAGGAUGGGGAAGUGCUACAGCUCCAGGAAAGAGAGCGAGGACCAACACCAGCUCCCUGGAGGCAGGCAACGGCAAGGGUGGGACUGACAUGCCAGGACUGUUUGGAGAGGGUGAUGUUCCCUCUGUAGGGACUGCCUAUGAAAACCUCUUUGUGGCCAUAGUGGACUUGAGGAGCACUCCUGGGUGGGACUGAAGGCGAGCUGCAGACAGUUGCUAGUCAUCCCUUUCCUUUGUGGAUUGAUCUGAUCAGUUGUGCUCUGUGCUUAAAUCAUUCUGGUUAGUUGAUCUUACAGCUUCUCUCUUGCCCUCUCUCUCUCUCUCUCUCUCUGCUUAUCAUUUCCAAUGUUGUCGAUCCCAUUACAUUUCAUCCAGUUGCUCUGAACUCUAAAGGCUUGUUAGGAUCUUUCCUCUUGGGAGUGGCUGCAGGAAACACGUAGGUUGCCCUGACAGGAGGGGGACAGCUGGGAGGAUGGGGAGAGAGGGGGACCAAGAGGAGCCCAAGAGCUCAGCAGCAAGGGCAGAGCUUGUAAUCUCUAGCCUGGGGCACAGAGACAGCAGGAGGCUCAUAUGGAAGCCUUUCUCUUUUAAAAUGUAGAUAUGUUUGUCUCCUUGGGCUCCUCAAAAAAACAAGUUAGCAUCUCAGGGCCAAAGUAGCAUCAAAAGCUGCUGGGCUGGCACUUACCAGUGUUUUUGGCAGGGUUUUACCCUGGUUUGCUGGAUAUCACGUCUGCUGCUUGUUGUUUACUUUUCUUGGGCUACCCAGUGUCUAGGGAGUAUUGCAUCUUCCUUCCCAUCAGAGCUCCUGACUCAGAGGCUGAUCUCUUUCUGUUAGUAAAUUCUCCCCUCCCCUUGGGCAUAUUUGCAGAACAUACUACCGAAAAAGAGGGGGCACCACGUGUCUGUAAAUCUAGGAUGGAGACAGGCAGCAGCUAAGGGGGUGAAACUAGCUGGUUGUACCCUUGCUGACUUUUUUCUUGUUGGGAAACAAAGCAGCAUGCAUCCACCAGCUCUUACUGGUAGGUAUUGUUUGCUCAGAGAUUCCCAAUUCCGAGGUUGAGGGGAAGGUGGGGGUCCAACCUCCAGCACAGCACAGGCCACAAGGCACUCCUGACCAGGCAGGAGUGGCAUGUUUGAAGUGUUGACCUCUUUGAACUAGAAGAGAGCUGUAUUAGCCAUAAACUCUGGCAAAUGAUAAAUUGACAGCAGAGGAAAAUUGAUUAGCGUUAUUUGCACCUCAGUCUUUGGCCUCUUUUUUUUUUUUUUUUUUUUUUUUUUUUUUUUUGCAUUGUAAUUGAUCUGGGUUUUUUUGGUGUUGAUUGGCCUGAAGACAAAAAAACAAAGCAGAGGGCUCUUCCCGUAGCCCUGGGUCCUUGUCUUCUCCAGCCUUAGGGCUUGGCUGCUAUUAUUAAGUGCUCACAGAGGGCACAAGCUCUCCAGUGCUGAUGUUCACUACUGAAAACAGUAACGUGUGUAACCUAUUCCUACUUGGGGCCAAGCUCAAUCCCUAUUGAUGUCAAGGCACUGACAAACCGUGACCCUGUGCACACUAGGAUUGCCCAGCUUGCCAGCUAAGCCACUUGGGGGAUGGCUCUUUGGUCCUGCCUGUUGAAGCUGUGGUGGCAGCUAUUUAUUUUGGUGUGAUAUUUUCUUGUUCUUUUAUAUAUUUUUUCUUUUUUUUUUUAAGUCAACUGAAACCAGGGUAUUUCUUGGUCAGGCUGGACCUGGAGAAAUGCAAUACACAGUUAUAGGGCCAGUCCUAUGAGAUGCAAAACUGCUGCAGUUGCCACCAACUCCACUGGAAAUUAAUAGGGCUUAGUCUUGUGGAACCGGACUUUUACUCAGAGCUGGCUUCCCUCAAACCCUGGCCACUGCCCAUUCCUCGAGUCAUUUCAAAGGGACACUACUUUUGGCUCUAAAGGUAGACUUUGCUUUUUUAUUAAUACUAUUAUUUUUAAACCCAAGUAUUUACCAAACCUGCCAGAAAUAAAUAUAUGAGUGAUAUUUUUGCUUCAUAAAGCUGAUUGGGAUUCUUUUCUUUAUUGCUUAAACACUUUCAUCCUUAUACUGGUGCUAGAGGUUUCAAACUGAGCUUACACAACAGGUAAAAUUGAUAAAGGAGUUCUGUUGUCCUUACAUGUACAUCAAAACUUCCUUUUUAAUAAAGUAGACCUUAAAUUUCCCAUGGUUAGCACAGAGGAUCCUCUUUUUCCUCAGGUUUUAUGUAGAUGAUAUUACUUUAGGUGAAACUGCUGGUUCUCUGUCUCCAUUUUGCCAAAUGCUUGCUUGGGCCAGUCUAGGUUGAGAAUCUAAAGCUGUUCAAUAAAAUGUCUCUGCAUGUCAUUUCCACUCAUUUUUUAGCAGAAUGCAACACUGACAAAUGGUGAAUUCUAAAGUGAUACAGCUACUUUUGAGGCUAGCUGACCAUUAUUUCUGUCUCCAGGGAGAUCAGGAACAUCUAUCCCUUCUAGGGGUUUUAGGAAGUCAGGUGCCUCCUCAGACCUAACUGGUGGAAUAACAAAAACCUACCUUUGCUUUUGGUCACUGAAUCAUUGCCAAAAGGAGCUGCAGCUGGUCCUUGCCCACUGCCUCCUGCCUGGUCAUUGACCUUCUCAGAGACAGGAUGGGAUGCUCCCCUUUCCUGUCCUGUGAUACUGAUGGGAGCUAUGUGAAACUGCUUAAAAAGAGGAUUAUUUUCUACUGUUUGGAAAAAGCCCCAAAUACCUUGUGCCUGCCCAUUUUGUCCCUCAAAUCUCUCAGAGGAUGUUUGUGAUGGGAUCGUUGGUUUCUGGAAUUUUGUAUUUUGUGGAUCAGCCUUACUUUUAUUUGGUUUCUGGCAGCCAGGUACAACUUGAGCUCUGCUGCUGUUUUGGUCUGGCCCUGCAUUCUUUUUUUUUGUGUGCUCGUUGGGAAUUGAUUGUCUUCCCCGUCCCCAAAAUCCCCUGCCAAUUCCUAAAUUUAGUGUCUCCAUGUUCUGCAUGUAAUGGGAGCGUGGGAGCUGUUAUAACUAGUGCUGACCAAGAGUUGUUGAAGUCAAUAGAAAAAGACCCAGGGAAUUUCAGCUGGUAUUGGGUCAACCCCCUAGUGACUGGCUCAACAAAACUUCUCAUAACAUCGUAAAUUAAUCAAUGCCAAAAUGGGAGGAGCAGUAGCAGCUGCACUGAAGGAAACAUUCAGCUUCCAGGUGAUGUUUGCCAUUCCAGUUUUGCCCUCGUUCCUCCUUCCCCCCUCCCAGUUGUGGCAUUGCCUUCAUAUAUUCCUUUCUCGUAGAUGUGGAGAGUGGGUAAGUCUCAAACUACUUGUGAUGUGAUGGGAUUUGGGACCAACAUGCUGGGGACAGUAGCUGUCUGUUGCAUUUUUUAUAAUUAUUAUUUAAAUUAUCUGUUUAGUUCAUCUGAACCUUUUAAUUUUGCUGCUUACUGUGUGUAGGAUCCACCUGGCCUUCAUCCUAAAUUAAAAGAAAAAAAUGAAAACAAACUUAAGACACCUCCCUUCUCUCUGGUCUCUUACUAUUUAUUGGCAGGCAGCCGUCUUGUGCCUGCUCCAGCAGAUCUGCCCGCCACUAAUUUAACAUCCUCCCAACUCACAUUCUUGGUGUUUGGUUGUUGCCUUUUUUUUUUCCUUUUUGGUGUUGCUUUUUUUCCCAUUAUAAAACAGACUUCUGAAAUGUAAGAAAUCUUACUAUUAUGACACAAGUUCAUUUUCAUUAGGAAGGCCAAGUGAAACAUUUUAAGAGGUGGGGGGAACAAUCUAAAUUUUAUUUCUUAUUUAUUUAUCAUGUUUACAUCUUUUUUUUCUGUUUAAGACUUGGAUAUAAUAAAGAAAGCAUUAAAAUACUUCAAUCUUCUUUUUUUAGGCUAAUAAUAUUUUUUUUUGAUUCCUUAAAUAAAAGAUUCUGGGUUUUGUUGUUGUCUGUAUAAAAUGUAAAAAGAGAUAUGUUUCUAAAGAUGCAUUAUCAUUCCUCUGUGAACAGUAGGUGGAGUUCAGGACAAAUCUCAGAAUACAAGAUAAUAAUAAAAUCCCAUCCUGUUUUACUUAAUUGUUCCCCUCCUAUCCUGUAUGAUUAAAGGGUUAUUCCACUUUCUUGUUUGUGGUUACUUGAUGUUAAAACCAUAAUAAAAUGUGUAGAAAAUAGGUAUCCAAUUGUUUUUGCUCAGUGCGAGGAUAAACUGUUGUAUAUAUCUUGAUAUACUGUGUAGUUCAAAGUAACAUCAAUAAGGGAUAGUGCAUCUUUAUUAGAGCGAUGUUACUCGUGUCACUAAAGUCUACUUUAAGAUCCUCAGAUACAGAAAGGGCCUGAUUCUGAUUCCACUCUCCUGGGGCCAAAUUGAAAGCAUCAGUAGCAUUUUGCUGCUGCAAAGCGGGAGUCAGAGGUGGAAUCAAACCUCAGUGAUUAAUAGGCAACCAUGAGGAUUACUGAAGGUUUGGGGCACCAUUAUCUUUUUUUUUUUCUCAAAGUUUUAUAUCAUGGUUUUUCUUUUUUAUUGUUUGUCUGCAAUGAAAUAGUUUCUGCCAAGGAGGUUCUUAAAGAUGACUGCUGAAGUGGGACCUUUCUUUGCUCCUGGUGAUCUUGAUAUAGUUCCUUCAGUCCUGAAGAAUCUCAGCUCUGAGGCAUUCUCUCUGCUGUUGUCUCUUUUCUGUUCAUGUUAUUUUACUGAAUUACAGGCCUACACUAUUUGCACUAAAACAAAAAGCUUGUUAGAGAAAGCUUGCUGCUAUGAAAGAAAGAACAUAUUACAAUGGUUUUGCUUUUACAAUUUUAACUGAGUAGCAUUUUGUAGAAUAAAAUCAAUUUAGACUGAAAAGAAAAAAUGACUUUUCUUUUUUCCUCUGCACCUUCUUUCCCCCACACUCCUUUCUUUUCAUCCAGUUCCUUGGUUGGUAUGAUAUUCCCCUCUUCUCUUUUGGUGCUCAGUUGUAAUGAUUGGCUAUAUUGUUGACUAUGCUGCUGAGAGUUAUGACACUUGUAAAUCUCGUUUUAAUGACAUUGUGGACACUUUUGUAUAGCAAGAGCUAACUGGAGUUCUUCUCUCUGUUAAUUGAAGUCAUUAAAAAGCUCCCUUUGCCAUGAAAAAUUAAAA
Molecule: messenger RNA, 6557 nt
Organism: Neopelma chrysocephalum (saffron-crested tyrant-manakin)
Lineage: Eukaryota; Metazoa; Chordata; Aves; Passeriformes; Pipridae
Gene: FOSL2
Product: FOS like 2, AP-1 transcription factor subunit
Exons: 4
Coding region: 387-1358 (323 amino acids)
Biological process (GO): regulation of transcription by RNA polymerase II
Cellular component (GO): nucleus
Molecular function (GO): DNA-binding transcription factor activity, RNA polymerase II-specific; RNA polymerase II cis-regulatory region sequence-specific DNA binding
Source: RefSeq, a predicted model, not a curated record